Aspergillus welwitschiae is the source of this 408-nucleotide messenger RNA. RefSeq lists its product as uncharacterized. The coding region runs from base 1 to 408 and encodes 135 amino acids. NCBI's taxonomy places the organism in Eukaryota, Fungi, Ascomycota, Eurotiomycetes, Eurotiales, Aspergillaceae. The transcript has 2 exons. The record is from RefSeq and is a predicted model, not a curated record.
AUGGACUCGUCUAAUGCGUGGCGUAUUGUUGCUGAGAUAAGUGCACAAGCGCUUCAAAUGGAUCGUGAUCAGCAAACGGAAAAACACAAGUGUCAUGUAUUACGUGAGACGUUGAAGAAAACCACUGCUGAGCGGGACGAGGCAGUCCAAUUGGCAGAUGUCUUAUAUGAGACAAACCAGCAGAUGGGCGCGGUUAUAGACCACUUUUUGCAGGAGCGUGCAAACGACGGGCGCGAGUCGGAGUCGUUCGAGGUCAUAUUAACCCAUGUUCUGCGCCAACGGGACAGAUCUGAAAAUGGAAACAGACCACGGAGCUCUAUCGCUACUGGGGAGGAGAAGAGCAACAAAACCGCUAUUGAAGAGAAUGCUGGCCCCGUUGAAGCAGACACACAAGUUGCAGGCAGAUGA